This is a messenger RNA of Cynoglossus semilaevis (tongue sole), 1982 nucleotides long. RefSeq names its product dehydrogenase/reductase (SDR family) member 7Cb (gene dhrs7cb). The record is from RefSeq and is a predicted model, not a curated record. Gene Ontology annotation, molecular function: oxidoreductase activity, acting on the CH-OH group of donors, NAD or NADP as acceptor. Gene Ontology annotation, biological process: intracellular calcium ion homeostasis. Lineage: Eukaryota; Metazoa; Chordata; Actinopteri; Pleuronectiformes; Cynoglossidae. The transcript is spliced from 7 exons. Bases 142 to 1077 code for a protein of 311 amino acids.
GGCGGACAGACAGUAGGGGAGGAGGAGGAAGAAGAGGAGGAGACCCGUUUGAAUGGACCAGGGACACAGAAGAGCACCUGUUACCUAACCAGAUCCAGAGAGAACAACAUCAGUCAGGAUUAGAUCCUCGUCUGUGCUACCAUGUGGGUGCCCUCUUCUGCUGUGCUGCCACUGCUGAUAGUGGUGGCAGCUGGGGUGUACUACAUCUACAACGAGGUCCUGAGGUUCAUGUCCAAGUCCCUGGUGCGAAACAAAGUGGUGGUGAUCACAGAUGCUGUGUCUGGUUUGGGCUCAGCAUGUGCUCAGCUAUUCCACAAGGGCGGAGCCAGACUCAUCCUGUGCGGGACAAGUUGGGACAAACUGGAGUCCUUGUUCGAGUCUCUGACCAGUGAAUCCGACCCAAAAGAGACGUUUUCCCCCAAACUGGUGCUCCUGGACUUCAGUGACAUGGACAGCAUGGAGGACGUGGUGGCUGAGGUGUUAGAGUGUUAUGGCUGCGUGGACGUGCUGAUCUGUAACAGCAGCGUGAAGCUGAAGGCACCGGUGCAGAACAUCUCUCUGGAACUGGACAGAAACAUCAUGGACAUCAACUACUUUGGUCCGAGUUCACUGGCCAAAGGUGUUCUUCCAUCAAUGAUCUCCAGGAGGACUGGCCACAUCAUCCUGGUGAACAGCAUCCAGGGCCGACUGGCUGUUCCCUUCAGAAGUUCAUAUGCCGCAUCCAAGCAUGCAGCCCAGGCCUUCUUCGACUGUCUGCGAUCUGAAGUGGAGGAGUACGGCAUCAUCGUCAGCACCAUCAGCCAUACCUUCAUCAAUGCCUCCGAGCCCCCCCCAGUGGAGGAGUCUGAGCCUCAGCAGAACGCUCUGGCUGCCUACAUCAGCAGCCAGUUGACCCACGGCGUAAGUCCGUCAGUCCUGGCCAAUGAGAUCGUCCAGGCGGUGAACAGGAAGAGGAGGGAGGUGGUGCUGGCCCACCCUAUCCCCAGAGUGGCCCUUUACCUCCGCUCCCUGUUUCCUGCCAGUCUCUUUGCGGUGCUGUCUGCAGGAGUGAAGGACUCUGUGUUGGCUGAGAUGUAAGAAAAAGAAGAAGAAGAAGAAGAAGAAGAAGAAGAAGAAGAAGAAGAAGAAGAAGAAGAAGAAGAAGAAGAAGAAGAAGAGAAUCAGCGAAACAUCAAGGAAGUGUGAGAUGUUUGGAGAUGUUGAAGCUGUGAUGGUUACAGAUCAUCAGGACAGAAGACACAGUCUAGACCCUCUGAACAGCUUGACCUACAGUUCAGGGUGAAAAGACUAAAGAUAAGUUCAGUGAAUAUUAGUGGACAACUACUGUCACAGUGAUGUGACGUGAACCACCAAGAUGUUUUUAUUCAGAGAAAAAACACUAACUUAAGAUUUAUGUAGAAAAAAUAAAAUAAAAUAAUUAAAACUUAACACUGUAGAAAAAUGUACUACUUAAGAUAUUGAUAACAAUAAUAAUAACAAUAAUAAUACAUUUAAAUAUUUUAAUAUAAUUGUUUAAAUUGUUUUAAUUAAUAAAACAUGUUUGUGGCUAACUCGUACUGAUAAAGUGUAAACUAUUAGAAUAUAGCAGUAAGAAAUAAAGGUGCAGUUACAUUUUGUUACUAUUUUACUUUAUAUUUUAUUUUUGGUUUAAUUUAACCAAAAAGCAUGUCUUUAUUUCUUCUAAUAUUACGGGGGUGAGAGGCGAAUUAUACAAAGACGUUUUGAAUGUUCUCUGUGGAUGUGUUUCUCUAUUUGUCCGCUAGAUGGCAGCAGCUGCAUACAGUUACUAGUUCACUGUCGCGCUCACUCAGAACUCCUUGAUUAGGUUCCGUUAACUCAUGCCAAAGAGUUCUGGUGUUUUGUCUGCUAACAGUAAAUUCACUGUUCCGUCAAAGUAUUGGUUGUUAAACCUGGUUGUUUCCACUUUCGCUCAUUUGUCCUGAGAAUCUCUGUGAACUGAACUACAUUUAAAACACGAAAGA